Molecule: messenger RNA, 1577 nt
Organism: Strongylocentrotus purpuratus (purple sea urchin)
Lineage: Eukaryota; Metazoa; Echinodermata; Echinoidea; Camarodonta; Strongylocentrotidae
Gene: ndufaf4
Product: NADH dehydrogenase [ubiquinone] 1 alpha subcomplex assembly factor 4
Exons: 4
Coding region: 72-623 (183 amino acids)
Biological process (GO): mitochondrial respiratory chain complex I assembly
Cellular component (GO): mitochondrion
Source: RefSeq, a predicted model, not a curated record
GUAAUCAAGUCGGUCAUGCUGCUGCAGUGUCGGUACGUGAAGCCGGAAAAGACUGGUUAAAUCAUUGCAAAAUGGGAGGCGCUUUGAGGAGAAUUGCUACAAAUUUCAAUGUGGAAAGCAGGGCACAUCGUUUACUUGAUCAGCAGAAGCCAAGACCUGCUCCAAAACAUCCCAAGACAGCUGAGAAAAUAGCUCAAUAUCAGCGAGAGAAUCCCCAGAUAUUGGAGCAGCAACAGAGGAAGGAUGAGAGUCUCCUUGGAAUGCUGAAAGACGUCAAGGUUGUGUCGGAAGAGGUCGAAGGGAAGCGUUUGAUGAAUGAAGCUGAUGCCGCCGAAUCCCAAAAGAAAGCUCGCCCUCUUCCGCAGAAUCGAAAGGCCAAUCCAGGGUCGCCGGCGGUGUUCUUGGAAGCUGAUGAAGUCCCAGAAGGGAGGCUAUCGGUGGGACAAGCCAUGGAACUACUAGCUAAACACAAGAGGAAUAAAAAUGAGUUCAAUGCAGAGAGGUUAGCCCAGGACUAUAAGAUGGACCUGGACGACACCAAGAAGAUCCUGGAAUACUUCCAGUCCUUUAAGGUGAUCCCGGUCAUCGACGGCAAGGACAUCCCCCGAAUCAAAGGCAGCUGAUGUUCUUCAAAUCACCAUAGUAACCAAGCAACUGACAUGUUAGGACUUGAAGAGUUGUGGAGAAUACUGUCUCUGAUGUCAUCACUGCCAGCAAAAGAGUGAGAGAUGAUUGGACACCCCUCUUUGAAUCUCAUCAGCAGACUGAUGGCCAAUCUGUGAAAAGCUGGUGGAAGUGCGGGAUGGUGCCAUUACAUACACGAAAAGUUUAAAAUAUGAUCAUUAGGAAAGUUGAAAAUAAUCCAUUAAUUUGCGUACUCUCAAGGAUAUUUUCCACAAAAUAUGACCCCCCUUUUAUGCAAAACUGGUACAAAAUGGGAUCUGCAUAAUACCACAAGUUUGGCUUGUUGAGUUAACGUGAGCGAAAAGCACCCUAUUCUUGCAAUAACGAAAACAUCGUAAAAAUGUUACCCAUUUUCUGUGAAAUAUCUAGCUCUUUCAACAUACUCAUCCCUUUUUUCAGAUAUGUAGACAUAAAAAAGUUUGCAAACAUCCCCCAAAUUGCCUUUUUUGCCCAAAUAAUUUGUUACCAUCAUACAUACAUGUACUCAAAGUCAAUAUGAAGAGUUACUGCUGGGUGGAAGUGAUAGGAAAAUACACCACAAUUAGUCAGUUAAUCAGUGUAAUGCAAAAUAUACUGAUUUAUCUCUUUUCCAUUGAUAUUGCAUAGCAUAAAUUUACAAUAAUUAUUAUUUGAGAACAAUUAUAUCAUGUGGUGAUUGAUUGGAUUUUUAGAUACCAUAACAGUUCUGUUUCAUCAUAUUCUGAACAUGAUUGUAAACAUAAUUAUGAAAAGUAUCAGAUAUGUUUGUACAUUGGAUAUGUGUCACUUUAUUUGCUGAAGCAUUAAGAUGUAGAUUCUGGUAUGAUUGCUUAUGUUAUAAAUGUCAUUUUAUGAAGAUGUGAAGAUUUAUAUUACCUCAUGAUAAUGAUGGAAUUAAAAUGAAAAAUAUGAAG